GUCACGUGAUCGCGUCCCGUUCAACAUGGCUUCUGCUCGGGCUGGUUUGUUUUGCUCCCGGUCAGUACAGCGAGCGAUAUUUUUCUUCUGUUUUUGCUGGACUUUAAUACAGAGCUCUACAAAUGACGUGGAAAGCUGUGACAACCUCCGAUUGGGACAGUAUCUUUGCAAAAGCCCUAAAAUAGAUGAUGCAACUCAAGAACCCGAGAACUGCAAGGAUCUUCUGGCAUGGGUGGAAUGCCUUCCCGCACCAAACAUCAGCUGCUUGCUACCAAAUGGGACCAGGUUCAAGUUCAGUGGAGAGGAGGUUGGAUUUAAUAAAAGCGUCCCAUGUCGUAAUGUGACUGGCUAUUCAUAUAAAGUGGCUGUGGCUUUGUCCCUCUUCCUGGGAUGGCUGGGUGCAGAUCGCUUUUAUUUGGGUUAUCCAGCUCUCGGGCUGCUGAAGUUCUGCACUGUGGGUUUCUGUGGAAUUGGAAGUCUGGUGGAUUUCAUAUUGAUAUCCAUGCAGAUCGUAGGUCCAUCUGACGGUUCGGAUUACAUCGUGGACUACUACGGAGCGAGGCUCGUACGACUCUCCAUAACAAAUGAGACAUACAGACGAACACAGAUCUCUCUCUGAGGAGGUGGACGGAGAGGACAGGCCGAAAGACCUGACAUCCAGGAUUGUGUCAUAUAAAUCUCAGCUAUUCCUCUUUUCAACUGGGAAGACGCAUGGACAUGCCAGACACCUCUGUGUGUGUGUGUGUGUGUGUGUGUGUGUGUGUGUGUAAAAGAGAUAGUGAGAGAGUGAGUGAGUGGACUACAGAGGAUUGUAAACAGAGACUACAGUAUGAUGAACUUGUGUUCUCCAAAGUGGAUAAGCCCAC
This is a messenger RNA of Hemibagrus wyckioides, 866 nucleotides long. It is a transcript of the gene tm2d1, whose product is annotated as TM2 domain containing 1. The transcript is spliced from 7 exons. The coding region runs from base 26 to 619 and encodes 197 amino acids. The record is from RefSeq and is a predicted model, not a curated record. Lineage: Eukaryota; Metazoa; Chordata; Actinopteri; Siluriformes; Bagridae.